AUGAGAGCCCUGACAUGGACGGGAAUGGCACCUCCGGCAAUGGUGGAUCGACCGAGGAUGACUUCUCCGGUUGUUUCCUUACGACGGAUGACCAUCCGGAGAGCUCGCGUCUGUGUUAGAGCCACGGCGGCAGUUUCUGGCGGAGGAGUAGUGGAAGCGGUGGAAUUAGCUGAGAUAGGUGAGAGAAGUAAGAAAUGGAAGUGGAAAGGAGAAUAUUCGAUCAAUUAUUUUGUGAAGAGUUCGCCGGAGGAAGUAACUCCGGCGAGUCAGACUGUUCUCUUAGUUCACGGCUUCGGCGCAUCGAUUCCUCACUGGCGAAGGAAUAUAAAUGCUUUAUCCAAAAACCAUACAGUGUAUGCGAUUGAUCUUCUUGGGUUUGGUGAUUCAGAGAAGCCACCUGGUUUUAGCUACACAAUGGAGUCAUGGGCUGAAUUGAUACUCAGUUUCUUGGAGGAAGUGGUUCAGAAGCCAACUAUUUUGAUAGGAAACUCUGUUGGAAGCCUCGCUUGCGUCAUCGCUGCCUCAGAAUCACAGCAAGAUUUGGUGAAAGGUCUUGUUCUGUUGAACUGUGCUGGUGGUAUGAACAACAAAGCUGUGUUUGACGACUGGAGAAUCAAGCUUCUGAUGCCAUUGCUCUUGCUUAUCGACUUCUUGCUCAAACAAAGAAGAAUUGCUAACGCACUCUUCAACCGCGUUAAAGACAGAGAUAAUCUCAAGAACAUCUUGGCAAAUGUUUACAUAAACAAAGACAAUGUAGAUGAUACACUUGUAGAGAUUAUUGCUGGACCAGCAAACAGUGAAGGUGCACUAGAUGCAUUUGUUUCGAUCUUAACCGGUCCACCUGGACCAAACCCGAUCAAACUGAUUCCGGAAAUAACCAAACCGGUUCUUGUCUUGUGGGGAGACCAAGAUGGACUAACUCCUCUCGAUGGUCCUGUGGGUAAGUACUUCACUUCGCUUCCGGAUCAGUUACCUAACUUCAGCCUCUAUGUUCUUGAAGGCGUUGGACAUUGCCCGCAAGAUGAUCGUCCUGAUCUUGUUCAUGAGCGUCUCCUUCCAUGGCUUGAUCAGCUUUCUUCCACAUAG
Molecule: messenger RNA, 1086 nt
Organism: Microthlaspi erraticum
Lineage: Eukaryota; Viridiplantae; Streptophyta; Magnoliopsida; Brassicales; Brassicaceae
Source: the annotation of a GenBank genome assembly